Molecule: messenger RNA, 1105 nt
Organism: Condylura cristata (star-nosed mole)
Lineage: Eukaryota; Metazoa; Chordata; Mammalia; Eulipotyphla; Talpidae
Product: keratin-associated protein 10-2-like
Exons: 4
Coding region: 217-1053 (278 amino acids)
Source: RefSeq, a predicted model, not a curated record
AAAUAGAAGGGGAACAGCUCUAACAGGAAAUCACUUUGACAACGACAUGACAUGACGGCUGAAGAGACCAGAUGGUGAAGACAAAUCAGGGCAAUGGCAGUAAAAAUGACGUGAGACCAGCUUGAAAAAAUAUUAAGUCUAACACCGAAGAAUUAACAAGUAGCUUGGACUUUUUCACUAUUCCUAGGGCAGGCUUUCCCCUGUUUUACAGAGGAAAUGGACUCAGCGAGGCUCAGCGAUUUGGCUGCCGUCACACUGCAAGUGGGUGGCGCGGCCCGGGGGUGCGGCCUCCCCUUUGUAGUGCCGCAGCACCCCGCCUAUGGCGGGGGUCCGACCCAGGCGGGCGGCGGCGGCACAGCCCCGCAGAGCGCGGCGAGGAAAAGCUGGAGGCUGCAGACGACGCGGCGGGAAAGCAGGGCGGGAAGGAGUUUGGGUCCCGGCGGCUGCCGUAGGCGCGGCGCUCCGGUCUCCACGGCAACGGCGCGAAGCAGCGGGAGGCUUCUGGACCGUGCCGCCGCCACCGCCGAUUGGACCCUGCGCGGCGCGGAAUCCGCGAACUGCCUGCGGCCCCGAGGGUUCAGCUCCUGGACUGCCUGGCGCUGUCCUGCCGCAUGGAUGCCCAAGGCUGUUGCACAGACUGCAGCUCCCCCUGCAGGAAGCAGGGGGCCUCCAGGCCCCAGGACUGUUGCUGGACCUGUGCAGAAGCCUGUGACUUCCCUUUGCCAAGCCCAGCCCACUGCCUGGAUGCGUGCUGCCCCCAGCCUUCGGAAGCUGGCUGGGCCCCUCGCUGCCCUCGCUGCUGCCCUCUCUGCGACUGUGCCUGUGCGUGCCAACUUCCUGACUGCCAGAGCCUCAACUGUCUCUGCUUUGAGAUCAAGCUCCGAUGAAGAGUCAUUGCUGCCCUUUGGGGAGUGGCCAGCCUCCGGGGCACACAUGCCCUCUUCCCUGAGGGGCCUCAGGACACCUUUUUCCAGGCAACUGGAACCACAAAUGGCGGGCCCAGCUCACCAGCCUGGGAAGCAGCAGUGGAGAACCUGGCUUCCUGCAGAGUAACACAAAGAGCCUUUGGCCAGCGGGAUCCCAGCCCCUUCAAGGGCAGAAGAAA